AUGAUGCAAGAUAACAUUGAUGAAAGCAAGAAAUCACAGAACCCUAUCGAAACCCGUUUGUUAGGUCAAGAGCUUUUAGGAGAGCAAUAUUGGAGAAUGGCCGAAACACAUCAAAUUUCAGGGAAAGAGGCAAACUUUGAACCUACUACCGCUGCAGAGCUUUCAGCUCCGAAUCCAGCUUCGUCCCCUUCGCUAAUAGAAGCGCAGAAGAACAUUGAGAGGGAAGGAAAUAAUGACGUUCAUUUUGAAAUUAAUAAUGAGAGCAAUAUACUCAAUCACCCACCAAAGAAGAGGGCAUCAAAAGCAUGCGAUCUAUGCCGAAGGAGAAAAAUCAAAUGUGACGCAUUUGACGACAGACUAAAGAAGUGUUCAAACUGUAUUAAGUACCAUUCAGAGUGUACUUUUUCAAACCAGAAUAAAAGGAAAGGAGAUUUAAUUGAAAAAGCGGAGGAAUCAAAGCGCAGUCGAAGUAAAGCUGAUAUUGCUUCUGCACUAAUGCAAAGUACUGAAUUCGCACCGCAGGCGUCCGUUGAAAUACCUCAACGUACAUUAGCUGAAAAACGAUUACCCGAUCAACUUACCAGUAAGCAGGAGGAUGCUGGUGUCACCCUUCAAACAACUAGCGUUCCUUUGAAAGAGGCGGGCUUGAACGAUUCUAAAACAACCAAUAUUUCACAAUUCAAAAUACCAGACUCCCUGAAUUCGAAAAUAGAGAAGUUGGACAGAAAGGUUGCUGUCGUUAUUGAUAAUAUGGCGAGAUUUGAGUGGUUGUUGGAUAAGUUAAUAAAGAAGACUGAAAAUCCAAACCCAACCUUAAACAGUUCAAGAAAACCUCGUCGUAAACUCUAUUCGACUGCAAUAUUGACGGCACCCAAAAUAGAAUGGGUUAAAUACAAACUUUCUCCACUUACAUCGGACUUACAAUUUAUUUCUCCAAUAAAUAGUAUUUUAAGCAUUUCAUUAAAAUGGUAUGUCGUUCAAGUUCGGAAAUUAAUGAGUGGCAAUGUGAUUACUCAAGGCCUGACUCAGUCUCAGUAUUACUCAUUGCCAGAUAAGAACCUGGCAACACGCCUGUUGAUCAAUUUUCACCAAUUCUGUAUUUCGUCCGUCACUGGAAUUAUUAAGUUAGAAGAAUGUCUCUCUUUGGCUAGCAGAUAUUACGAUAAUGUGGCCAGAGAGACUAUGACAUAUCCGGAAUUAUUCCUAUUGAAUGUGUGUGUUUGUUCGGGGGCAAGUAUAACUAGGAAAAUGGAUUCAAUGGUAAACGAGCAUAGGCUCCUCCAAAUUAUAGAAAACGAAACUUUUUUCAAUAGCAAUCAAUACUAUCAUAAACUAUCAAUGGUGUGUGCUCACACAAAGACAAUACAGGCGUUGCUAAUAUACUAUCACUAUUUACAGGAUAAUGUCAGUACUGAACUUGCUGUUCCCGUUUUAGAUACAGCUGUGAGGUUUGCAAUGGAACUUCGUCUCAAACGAAAAAAAAUACAUAUGAGCUUUUUAGAUGUUAAUGAAGUACUCGACAGGGGUAGUCUUUGGUGGCAUUGUUUUUCUGCGGAUGCGAGAGCAUCUAUGAUCCUAUCAAGACCGCCAAUUAUCAGUUUGGAUAACAUGGACGUUCUCACAGAUGCAGGAUAUUUCGACUUGCUCAAGAAAAAUAUUCUACCGAAACUUGUCAAAGAUACAGUGGCCAUUGAAAAAAUUGACAAUGUACAUAAGGCAUUAGAUAUAAUUGGUAAUCAUUGUGAAUAUUUCCCUUUUUUUAUAUCAUAUUUUGUUUCAAAACUUCUCAGCCUUGAAUCUAGAGUCUUUUCUCAAUGUUUUGCUGUCAGAAGUACAUUGCACCUAUCUUUUGACGAAAUACUACAUAGCAUUUCUGAUCUGAACAAAGAAUUAAGGACAUGGUUCGAUAAAUUACCACCUGCAAUGAAAUUGGAGAGCUAUAAGCAGUAUCUAUCGCUAUUGCUUAUGGACCCAACCAUUCAUAAUACAACACUAUCAUUCAAAGUUGCAUGUUCUCAAGUAAUAAGUUGCCACCUUCAUUAUUUAUACUUAACGAAUAUAUUGAGUAUGUUUGCUUGUUCGUUCAUUCUAGACAAUCAGAACUUGUUUACCGAUUCCACUCACGAUGUGCCUGCCGUCUUCAAAACAUUUUGUGAACAAUCUAAGAUGGCCAGUAUAACUGCAUUGAAAGUAUUUCAGUCCUUGGAAUAUCAACCUUGUAUGCACAAUGAUAUGUUAUACCCUUUUUCAACUGCUGUAUUUGUGUUAAUUUUCUUUAUUAUCGAUGGGCUUGAGGAUGAUAAUUCAGGGGAUCUUAUAUCUCUUCUAAAUUUAUUACAUGAUUCCCAUAUUCAUUUGGUGGGAGAUAAUCAAAGGAAUUUAUCUUAUAAUAACAUGAAAUGGAGCACCACAGUUUUCAUGUAUUCUUUUCUGUUAAAGAAUAUUAUUUCAAAGAUGAAAGAGAUGCCGAUGUUCCGGGGCUCUCUAAAUAUUGAUGAGAGCUAUUAUGAUAGUAUUUUAUCAAGCUUAUUGACUUCAUCCAAUUCCAUAAAAACAGAAGCAGUUCAAGAGUAUAUCGACACACUGAAGUCGAUGGGAGUUCAUAGCGGCGAUUUUGAUGAUAUUGAUGAGAUAGGCUUCAACAACAAACCAUCCAGUAAUUCUAGAGACACAGAAACAAUAUUGAACCCUUUCAAGGAUGUAUCUUCAGAAUUUUUCCAACUCUUGAAGUCAUCUAAUUUUAUUGGCAAUAUUAGACGGGAGGCAAAUUUACCAGAUAAAGUAGAGGAGGCUGAUAACUCACUGUUCGCUAAUUUUCCCUAUCCAUUAUCGUUUAUUUAUCCAAGGUAUAGAUCAUCGAAAGGAAUUGACAUAAAUGAGGAGUGGCGUAAAAGUGAAGUUCUCCAGGCAAAGCAGCAACAACCUUCACAAAUAAAAGAAUUAUUGCCUUUCGGAAGUUUAUUAUUUGAUCGGGAUUUCUCAGUUAUGAAUAUUUUCAGCAACUAG
Naumovozyma dairenensis CBS 421 is the source of this 3006-nucleotide messenger RNA. Its product is annotated as Zn(II)2Cys6 transcription factor. The record is from RefSeq and is a predicted model, not a curated record. Lineage: Eukaryota; Fungi; Ascomycota; Saccharomycetes; Saccharomycetales; Saccharomycetaceae. The transcript has a single exon. Gene Ontology annotation, molecular function: DNA binding; zinc ion binding; DNA-binding transcription factor activity, RNA polymerase II-specific. Gene Ontology annotation, biological process: DNA-templated transcription; regulation of DNA-templated transcription. The coding region runs from base 1 to 3006 and encodes 1001 amino acids.